Molecule: messenger RNA, 644 nt
Organism: Styela clava
Lineage: Eukaryota; Metazoa; Chordata; Ascidiacea; Stolidobranchia; Styelidae
Source: RefSeq, a predicted model, not a curated record
AUGCCUACUGUAUUUCUGAGAGUUGAAGCGAUGGGGCAUAUACAUAAGAUUCUGACAAUAUUUCUCCUCCUAGCUGUCACUGAACGUGGAAACGGAAACCCAUCACCAAGCACUACCUGGAUAAAUAAUUGGAUAAGAGACAACAACUGCGAGUCAAAAAAGAUUGAAAUUCGAGAUGGAUUUGCAAAGUAUUUCGAAAAAAGCGUGAUAUGUGAACCAGGAGUUACUAGUUUCACUUAUGUGGAGGAAUGUCCAGAAUUAUGUUGGGAUCCAGUCAAAGCAGAAAAGCUCGACUGGCGGUAUAAGGUCUUACCGAUUAGAUCUGAAAUUAAAAUCGACGGACAUGAAAUAGAAGUAAUCAAGUCAUGCACGUGUUCAGGCGUCCUAAAUAAACUGGGCUCCGCAGCCAAUAAAAUGAAUAAUGUCGUAACGUGUUCUUCAAAUAUGCUUGAUGAUGUGAAAAGUAAUCACACCGGAAGCAUCAAAAUCAUACCAAAAAGUGGCCACACCAUCGACUGGUAUACAAAUGUUGUGGCUGUGUGUCUACGACAUCAUCACGUGGGUUGCAGCAAAAGAGCAAUCCGCGGCAGAAGAUUGAUAAACAGACACGGAAGAAGACGUUCAAAUAAAUAGACAUGUACAAU